AUAAACACAAUGGUAAAAUAGAAAGUUCAGAAUUGAAUUAAGGCCACUAUUGCUUCAACUCAUAUCAAGAUGGCCGCCUCCAUGACAGCUGGCAAAACUAAAGACCAUUAAUUUUGCAAAAACGAAUGAAUAAUGUACCAAAUGGUCCUUAGAACAUCAUGUCGUGUGUGCUGAGUAACGUCGGUUGUUUCGAGGAUAUUUCUGCUGUGCGUAAAUUCCUUAUUCCCAACAAUAAAGUCUCGGAAACAGUCGAUCUUGGUAAGUCAUAUGGAUGGGAUGAUGCUGACUGGAGUUGGAAUCAAGAGGAUGAAGAGGAAGGAGAGACAUCUGAAGGGAAGAAGGAUGACCAGGAGGCAUGGCUGCAGGAGUGUAGUGUCUCCCUGUCUCCCACCAGUGACCUUAUGGUUCUAGCUUAUGAGGAGAAGGCGGUAUUCUUACAACAGAGGUGGGACCCUCGGGAUGAGGAUGGAAUUGACUAUCGUUACCACAUCAUCUACAAGGGCACCCUCAACCAAGACGAAGGAGAGUGUGUGACUAGCGUGCUAUGCAUCCCUCUGGCAUCUCAAAAGCGUAGCUCACAGGGGGCACCGGAUUGGACUUGUGUUGUGGUAGGCUUUACGACGGGCUAUGUGCGUAUGUACACUGAGACUGGCGCCCUGCUACUGUCCCAACUUCUCCAUGAGGAUCCAAUUCUGAAGCUAAAGUGUCGUACAUAUGAGACUCCCCGGUACCCCGGCAUAGCUGAGCAGCAAGAAGAGCUGACAAUCCUGUAUCCCAGUGCAUUGGUUACCAUCGAUGGUUUCAGCCUGUUUCAGUCUCUCAGAGCGUGCCGCAAUCAACUUGCAAGAGCUGCAGCCAGUGGCAGUGACCAGAUCCAACCUCCCCCUCUAGCCUACAAGAAGUGGGGACUGGUCAGACAAGAUGCCAUCACUGACCAUGUCAGCUGUGGCGUGGUGACACCCUGUGCCUUUGACCAGCUGAAUGCAGACUCCAUCAUCAAUGGCUACACUGCCAGUGUCAAGGCCACGCCCCCAGCCGCCUCGCGCUAUGUCACCACAGGUGUUGGGCCAUAUGUGGGUUUCUUUUAUGCCUUAGAGGGAAGCAGCCAACCGUUGCUUUCUGAUGUUGCCAUGGCGAUGGCAAGCAAGCUCAAGUCUGCAUUUUUGUCAGCCGCAAGUGGUUGGUUUGGCAUUGGCAGUGGCAGGCAGGGUACCGAAGAUCAGAUGGGUGCAAGCAGACACAGACCCAAAGUGGAACCAGCUACAUCCCUGCCAAUCAGGUUCGGUUUGCCUGACCUGAGACGCAGUGGCGAUUCCUUGCUACUCUCACCAGGGACAAAUCUCGCUGUCACCACCGACAGUUUUGGUCGUGUCAUCCUGAUUGACCUUGUGCGGGGCAUUGCUGUCAGGAUGUGGAAAGGUUAUCGUGAUGCGCAGUGUGGAUGGAUAUCAGUCACUGAGGACUUGCUUCGUGACAAAUCAGACCCGGUGGCCUCCAAAGCCCAACGGCAGCGGACACGGCAGUAUGGUGCCCGGGUGGCACUGUUUCUGGUCAUUUACGCCCCGCGACGAGGCAUCCUAGAGAUAUGGAAUACACAACAAGGACCCAGGGUAGCUGCAUUCAAUGUUCCCAAAUCAUGCCAGCUCCUGUGUCCAGGCUACGGCACGAUGGGUCUAAACAGUCUGUCCCUUCAAGACUCCCGGACCAGGCCGCACACUCUUCAGUGUUGUCUGAUCCAAGCGGAUGGCUUUGUCCGGACCAUCAGCGUGCCCUUCCACCUGGCCUUGAGUGACAAGAACAGCAAAAGAGCCCAUGAUCUGCAUCUCGUCAAGAAGCUGUGUGGUUUACUUCAUCAUCGGGCUACAGUGAAAGAGCCCCUGGACGAGGCAAUUACAGCAAUUCUAGUAGACAUCAAGAUAUCAUCCUACAAGCAGCAGGCACUUGAGAAAGUCUUAUUGGCCCGUGGCAUGAGCCCAUUGGUCCUCCUCCGAGUUGUCCGCUCCCUGUCGUCUCAUCUCAGGGCCCAGGGACCUGAUUGUCUGGACUACGAGGGGCAGUGUCUGCUACGCUACUGCAGCCUGCAGGAGGAACUGUUGCAGGUUUACACUAAGCUGCAGGGUCUGCACAGCCUACAGGAGAUAUCUGGACCCAGCGAUGAGGCAUCAACCAAAGAAUUAGCGACAGCAUUAGACAUCCCGCCAGAAGACAUAAGCUCAUGGCAUCAGCAGAUCAUAACGUACUUAGACGUCGCUCACCACUCCAAAGUCCACUUUGCAUCGGACUACCAGAUGGAGGCCUCGGCAUUCCUGGGCUGCUUUCAGUCCUACGUGGAGCACCAAGGGACCAAGAAGGGUGGCCAAGAUGGGGGAGGUGGUGAGACAGAGGACAGGGAGGAGGCGGGUGGGGCAUCAAGAGGAGAUGAGCUGAGGAUGAGACUCAAGCUCAAGCCAAGCCUGACAGAGGAGUACUCGGUCAAACUAGGUUUGUUUCUGUAUGGAGCCUGUUUGAGAGGAGACUGCCCUGCUCAUGACUUAUGUGCAAUUAUCAAGAAGAUAGAUAUCUCAUCUGAGGAACUGACAAUUUUACUGUUCAAAGUUUGGCUCCAGAACGAGCAGGAUUUGCUGCGGCCUGUCUCACACACGCUGAACCUCCAUUGCCUCUUGGGGGCGCUGUGCCAUGUCACCGGCCAGAGCAGGCAGGGGAACUGCUGGCAGGAAGUUCAGGGUCUACUCAGCCAUUCAGAAAGGGUUGGAGCUGCACUGAUGGCAGCCGUAGUAGCUAGGCGUGUUGCCGUGGAAACAAGGGGCCAAUUAGAAUUAGGAAACAAGAGCUUGGAAUCCACGGAAACCAACAAGGCCGAUAGCAGUGACACACCCAGGAUGAGGAGCCAAGACUCAGGGGGCAGCCCCAUGGAUGUGGACACGCCCAGCUCCGAUUGGGUGGAUGUGACCUUUGACACAGAGGUGUGGGACCAGUUAGCGAGACGCUUGGAAGACAUGCUUGCUCUCAGCUGUCUGGUGCAUGCCAAACCAAGAGAGGGCUCUUUCUCUAAUCCUGGGAGGGCUCACAGCAAGGCAUGGUCUGCCAGCCAGGACACUGGGGCAAUAGUCAGUGAGGGUCAAGUCAUCGAGGUCUCCAUCAACAAGAUCCUAGAGGGAGGAAAAGGUGUCAUAGCUGAAUAUGUAGCUAGAUGGGUUGCCCAGCAGGGUGUGCCCCCUAGCUUCUUGUCAAACUGCUCAGGAAGCAACCAUGCAUUUGGAGGUGCAUCCAGUGAUGGAAUGAUUCUUGACGAUGAUGCGCGACAGGUGCAAGUGUUUUUGGGUGGGGGAAUGUAUAUGGUUCAGAUUGUGUAUUCUAUAUUUGAUUCAUUACAUCAUUUCAUGGAAAGAAGAUGUGUUAUUUGUUGCCAGAUAACAGACUUACUCAAGUCAGCCCUGGGUCACUUGCAGACGAUACGUAAUCCUCUACUUCAACAUGGCAUAGCCAGCAUGAUGUGGCAUACCUUUACUGUCAAGCGGGUCUCUUCAACAGCUUUCCUCAUCGACAAAAUUGGCAAAGCACCCAAGGAUAGACUAUGUCGGAAGGAUGUCGGUAUCAGUGAUGUGUCGUUAGAGUCAUUCAUUGGACUUUGCUGUGAGUUACUGGACAUGAUUUAUGUGGUAGAGACCGAGUCUUCCCUGGUCCCCUCCCUGGAGAUGGAGGAGCUAUGGCAAGACAUUCAGGGCCCCACACCGCUAGCUGAGUUAGCUGUCAGCCAGCCGCUACCAAACCACUACAUGGUGGAUCUACACAAGCAACUGACGACAUCACUACAUGCAAUUUUGGUGUUCAACAUCAAGUCCAUCAAGCCACUUAAGGUCUUGUUUGACUACAAAGCUAGGAAUGCCUUCUUCAGGGACCUAGAUGCCCCUGUCAUGCAACCCACUGGAGAGGUCGACCAGGGACUACAGAGGAACAGAGAACAGUUCAUGAUGAGGAUCAUCACAGCUGCUGUAGAAAGUCUCCCUCCAAAUCACUCUGUGGACCCCAAGGACGCGGAGCCCAUCUGCCAGUCACCGCCCAUCAUGCCGUCCAGCCCCGGUCCCCUGGACAUCCGCAGACUCCGCAGGAGUCACCCGGCUCACACCUGGCCGGGGACUGCGGUCCAGCUGGCCAUAGCCUUUGGCAGUGAUGUAGACGGUCUGAAGAGACACCACGUCUGUGAGCUGUACAAGAGUGGAUAUGAUGCCAUUGGACAAGAGGUUUUAGUGACUGUAACAGACCACACUCAGAUGGCCAUUGGGCUAAUCAAUGUAAUAGGUCUCCGUUUAGCCCAGGUGUUUAUUCUAGAUGUCAAUCCUGCCAGUGUUGCCCGACAAUCUUCCCUUCCAGCCUCCCUCAUGACAUGGCUGAAAGUGUUGGCUAAAGACUCCAACCUGCGAUGCCCCCAUCCACCCAUUCCAGACACUGCUCAUCUGGUCAGCAAAGCCGUCGGUCUGCUCCCAGAGACACACCCACAGUACGCUCUGGGACUGCAACUUGUAGAAGCUGUGGGAUCACUCACAUAAAAGAGUUCUCGAACCAGCUUGACAAGCACUACACGAUGCAGAGUUCAGAAACACCAUCAGGAAUGAUCUCUUUCUUAGCAACACAUCGACGGUGAAAUUUUUACUAAGCUUGGACGUGAACUCCAGACCAUUGAUAGGCCCGUAUGCUGGAGAACUGGUGUUCAGAUGAACCCAUUACUUGGGGCUCUUUUUCCACACAAGAUGUUUGAAUGAGUUUUAAGUUCUUUUUAAUUUUCACAAUCAGCAAACAGUUUUGAGUAAGAAUGAUAUUUGAGUAAGAAUGAUAUAAAAUAAGCUUUAUAGAAUGAUGAAUUUGGCCUGCAAAAUACAUUGUCCAAAUCUAUAAAAAGAAGGAAAGUGUGCCCAAUACCAAGCCCAAGAUCCAGGCAUGAGCAACAGUAGCAGCUGUUGUGCAAUGCAAACGUUCUGCCUUCUGGUUUGACAAACCUCCCCCCUCCAGUCAGGGAACAGGUCUGAGUCAACUGCUAAAUUACCAUACUUACAAAAAUGUUGAAGUCAUCCUCUAAAAUAUCUGAGUUGUUUCGAGACAACUAACACCUGGAAAUCUCAAGUAUUGCACUGGACAUUUAUCAAGUAAAUAUCUUGGAUUUGUUUGAUUCUUAGCUAAGGAGACAGGGUACACAUGUGACAAGUAUACUGUUGGAAUCUGUGGCAAAUAUACUGUAAAAGAGAAUACACAGUUUUUGUUUCAAGAUGUACUUUGCAUUGUGGAGAUGUUAAUUUUCGACAGUUUUUGUUGUUUUAUUCAAUAGUUUUUUGUCAGUAUUCAUGAUUGCCAUUUAUUGUUGCUAAAUCCUACAUCAUUUGGCCAUCUUGUUCAACUUUUUAUUUGGCUUUGAAGUAAAACAGAGGAUACAUCUUGACUUCAGAGACUUGGAGUUUUAUAUCGUCAUUAACUAUGACAGAACCUUAAAAUCUCAGCUUUGGUUUGGGAUCAUGCAUCAAGGUUUAGAUAGAUCUACAGUCUGUUGAUCAAACCAAGCAAAUCAUACUCAGAGACUAAUGUCCCUCUCCCUUGAAAGUCUGUCUUUGUCUCUCUUGACCAGCUUGUAGGUACCAUUUGGUUUCUCUUUCUUUUUUUUUUUAAGUAAUAUUACUUAGGAACUUUUUGCCAUCGUCACAUUACAGUGCACUGAUGUAAUCGUAUGCAGCCUAUAAUCGGCGGUGUGAUUGUGCAUUUCUUGAAGCCAGUUCGUUCUGUCGUUUUGGCUCUCAGACUGUUGUGCCUCUGGAAAAACUGUCAACUUCUUCCUGUUAAUGAGAAAAUAGGCUUCAGAGUGCUUCACAGUCACUAAAUAUAGAUGUGUCUGGGUACAUGACCAUUAUACACCCUACAGCUAAAGCAUUUAGCAGGUGCUGUGAAAAACCAUCAGGUAGUAGGUUUGGUGUUGUAACAGCUGGUGCAGUGAUUUCACUGUGGCAAAGGACAUUGUAUUGAACUCAACUGCUUGGAUUCAUCUGUAGAUGUCAUUUUGAUUUGAUAAAACUACCAUAAUUCUCAGUUGAAACCUCUAUAUGUUCGCUUUUUAAAUAUGAUAAUGCUUCCAUUAUUUGUAAUAAGCUUACUGUGUCAUACAAACAAAAGUAAUGUAAAACAUAAGUCAAGUAAAGUUACAUUUAAAUGAUGUAAAUAUUGGUUUUUUAUAUGUUGACCUUUGACCCUGGCUUUGGUUCAAGUAGAUUCCGAACCCCCUCUCAUUGCGUGUAGUUCUGUUUUUGACCUUCAUUCAGAAAAUUUGUUUUCUCUGUCUUUGGUUUUCUGUCUAUUGAAUAAAAACACUUCUUUCAGCUGAAAUUUUAUUUUGUUCAAAGACCAUCAAGGUUGUAAUUAGGAUGAUUUAUGCUUAUUUUUUAUUCCACUUGCCAAUAUAUUGUAAUACUAAAAAUGCUUGAACAUGGUUUCUUGCGUUACCUUUUGAAAGAAUGCACUAUUUGAAAAUUUAAAACAUGGACAAAUGCAGUCUGAAUACAAUUGCAUCUUGUAUGAUGCACAAAUAAAUUAUGAAUGUUCAAUAAUAAUUUUGUCAGUAGUAAAUAAAAGAUUCAUUAAAUAUCUGCAAGUAACAUGGGA
Molecule: messenger RNA, 6639 nt
Organism: Acanthaster planci (crown-of-thorns starfish)
Lineage: Eukaryota; Metazoa; Echinodermata; Asteroidea; Valvatida; Acanthasteridae
Gene: rab3gap2
Product: RAB3 GTPase activating non-catalytic protein subunit 2
Biological process (GO): regulation of GTPase activity
Source: RefSeq, a predicted model, not a curated record